UUAUUUUUAGUCCACGCGCAGCAGGACGCCACUUUAAACAGUUGGGACAGAAUGACUUCAGUGAGAGGAGUUAUUCUGGUGGUGAAAGUCGGUUCUGGUGGUUUCUGACCGAACCGGAGCGCUCACAUGAUUAAAUGUUGCGCUUCAUCCUGAGGCAGCAGCGCGCGCUACAGGAGCCGGACACGAGAGCAGGAGCGAUGCUUUUAUUUGGUUCCAGAUGGCUUGAAACGCGCCUCUGCGCCUGCGCCUGAUCAGUAGGUCGUGACAGAAAGCUCGUUUGGUGACCUUUACGCGCACACUUUGCGCCCGGACUGAAACUCAAGGUUCCGUCGGGGCUCGGGACGGCACCACCAUGACCCGCUGCCUGCUUGCUCUGGUCGGAGUGUGGUGGAGCGCGUACUGCUGCGCGUUCACGGCGGCUGGGAGCCACCUUACGCCGAACGGAGCACCUGAAGCGCACGCCGGGUUCGUGCACCGGCGGCUGCGGACGCACGAGAAGCGCGAGAUGCAGAAGGAGAUCCUGUCCAUCCUGGGGCUGCCGCACAGGCCGCGGCCGCACCUGUCCCACGGGAAGUUCAACUCCGCUCCGCUCUUCAUGCUGGACCUGUACAACACCAUGUCCGGGGAGGAGAAGGCGGACAGGCUGAGGUCCGCGCGCACGACCCAGAGCUCCCCUCUGGCGACGUUUCAGGAAACCGCCUUCUUGAAUGACGCGGACAUGGUGAUGAGCUUCGUUAAUUUAGUGGAGUUCGACAGGGAGCUCUCCCUGCAGCGCCGUCACCACAAGGAGUUUAAAUUCAACCUGUCCCAGAUCCCAGAGGGCGAGGCCGUCACCGCCGCCGAGUUUCGCCUCUACAAGGAGUGCGUGAGCGGGGCGUUCCGCAACGACACCUUCCUGCUCAAAGUCUACCAGGUGGUGAAGGAGCAUCCCGACAGAGAGGCGGAUCUGUUCCUGCUGGAGUCUCGCAGACUUUGGGCCACCGAGGAGGGCUGGUUGGAGUUCGACAUCACCGCGACCAGCAACCUGUGGGUGAUGAGUCCGGUCCACAACCUGGGUCUGCAGGUCGGCGUGGAGACCAGCAGCGGGCAGAGCAUCAGCUGUAAGGAGGCGGGGCUUAUAGGACGGGACGGCGCUCUGGAGAAGCAGCCUUUCAUGGUGGCGUUCUUUAAAAUCAGCGAGGUGCACAUCCGCUCCGCCCGCUCCACCGGCGGGAAACGUCGGCAGCAGAACCGCAACCGGUCCUCGCAACCCCGAGGGGCCUCCAGAGGUCUGGGCCCCGCAGAUUACAACAGCAGCGAUCAGAAGACGGCAUGCAGACGACACGAGCUGUACGUCAGCUUCAGAGAGCUGGGCUGGCAGGAUUGGAUCAUUGCUCCUGAAGGCUACGCAGCCAACUACUGCGAUGGAGAGUGUUCCUUCCCAUUGAACGCCCACAUGAACGCCACCAACCACGCCAUCGUGCAGACGCUGGUGCACCUGAUGAACCCUGAGAACGUACCGAAGCCGUGCUGCGCUCCGACCAAACUCCACGCCAUUUCAGUGCUCUACUUCGACGACAACUCCAACGUCAUCCUGAAGAAAUACAAGAACAUGGUGGUUCGCGCCUGUGGCUGCCACUGA
Molecule: messenger RNA, 1621 nt
Organism: Nematolebias whitei (Rio pearlfish)
Lineage: Eukaryota; Metazoa; Chordata; Actinopteri; Cyprinodontiformes; Rivulidae
Gene: bmp6
Product: bone morphogenetic protein 6
Exons: 7
Coding region: 353-1621 (422 amino acids)
Biological process (GO): SMAD protein signal transduction
Cellular component (GO): extracellular region
Molecular function (GO): growth factor activity; cytokine activity
Source: RefSeq, a predicted model, not a curated record